Molecule: messenger RNA, 786 nt
Organism: Hibiscus syriacus
Lineage: Eukaryota; Viridiplantae; Streptophyta; Magnoliopsida; Malvales; Malvaceae
Product: heme-binding protein 2-like
Exons: 2
Coding region: 43-723 (226 amino acids)
Source: RefSeq, a predicted model, not a curated record
UCAUAAAUAGAUAGACAGACGGUAGGAUCCAACAAGUAUUUCAUGAUGAAAAACACAUGCAAAAUUGGAGGUAUGGGGCAAAUCAUGAACAUAUUCGGGUUUGUGUUGUUGCUGUUGAGCGUGUCGAUGGUGGAGCAAACAGAGGCGAAAGGUUACGAGAUGCCACCCAACUGUGGUCACCUCGAGUGUGCUCCGUACAGAGUUAUUCAAAGCCGGCCGGAGUUUGAGAUAAGAAGUUAUUCGAAGGCUAUAUGGGUGGCUACUUCCCCCAUCACCUCUUCCUCCUACAAGGAUGCUGUUUCCAAAGGCUUCAAAAUCCUCCUUGCUUACAUUCGGGGCAACAAUGAGGAAGCAGUGAAAAUGAAUAUGACAGCACCAGUUCUGGUAAACAUACAUCCGACCACUGGAGGUCUCCACAACUUAACCUACGUUGUUCACUUCUACAUGCCUCAAAUAUUCCAAAGAAACCCUCCCAGAUCGGCCGAAGCACAGCCGGUGGAGCUGCCUCCGAACAAAUUUGCAGCAGUGAGGAGAUUUGGGGGCUUCAUGGAUGAUUCCAAUAUCUCUGCGCAAAUAUCAGCCCUGAAGAAAAGCAUCAAAGGCACUUCUUGGGAAUCGAAUAAACGCAGUGGCAGCCGCUCUAUGCAGUACAGUGCUGCUGGUUACAACUCUCCCUUCGAAUACGAGAAUCGUGUGAAUGAAGUGAUGUUAUGGUUCGAUUAGCUUUCAUUAAUCCUAGACAAAAGGAUAUGUUUCCCGAAGCUAUAAAAAUAUUUUCUUGUUUCC